Seriola aureovittata is the source of this 7621-nucleotide messenger RNA. It is a transcript of the gene cacna2d2a, whose product is annotated as calcium channel, voltage-dependent, alpha 2/delta subunit 2a. Gene Ontology annotation, molecular function: voltage-gated calcium channel activity. Lineage: Eukaryota; Metazoa; Chordata; Actinopteri; Carangiformes; Carangidae. Bases 314 to 3652 code for a protein of 1112 amino acids. Gene Ontology annotation, cellular component: voltage-gated calcium channel complex. The record is from RefSeq and is a predicted model, not a curated record. The transcript is spliced from 39 exons.
GAAAAGGAGCAAAUGUGCGCGGCGGCGGAGAGGGAGGGAGGACAGCGAGUGCGCAAAUAGGCAGCCAGGCACAUCAGCAGCAGCGGCAGAGCAUCUUCCUGAUCCUGAUCUCCCGUGUCUUCAGCUUCCAGUCCUCUGUGUGCGUCUCUGAUUGAGAUUUCACUGCCCGGCUGAAGUGUCCAGAAGCCUCCGCCAACCAUCACCUCCCACCACACACUUUCUCUGGAGCUCGGUUAUUCUUAGCUCAGCUGCGAGAGACUGUCCUUCCGGUCCUUCUCUUAUUUAUCCCAGUUUCUUGAAUAUUUAAUGGAAAAUGGCGAUCUGCGCGCAGUCGUACGGUAUUUUCUGCCUCUUCACAAUUCAAACUGUACUUAUCAUAUGCGUCUCCACGCCGACAGACGGGACCCAUCUCUUCCCCCAGCACUACACAAUGAUUCACUGGGCUGGACGCAUCGAGAAAGAGCUGGAAAAGGUUCUGCAACACGUCACCGGAACUCAGCAGAUGAGAUCGAUUUAUAAUGAGAAGAAGAGCCAGUUUGAAAUCAAGAAAAACAACCCCAAGGACUUGGUGGAGAGAGUGGCACGGGACAUCUCCAAGCUGCUCAACAGUAAGAGGAAAGCCCUGGAGAAACUGGCCAGGGAGGCGGAGCAGCUUCAGAAGGAGCAUGUAUGGCAAGACGGUGUGACGGAGAAUGCCAUUUCAUACUACGAUUCCAAAGCGGAUUCAGACUAUACGGAGGACGGAGAAGAAGAGAACCCGCUGGAGACCACAACCUCUUUGGAGCUGGAGUUUGUGGACGAUCCCAACUUUAAAAACAAGGUCAACUACUCCUCCAGUGCGGUCCAGAUUCCUACAGACAUAUACAAAGGCUCCCCUGUCAUCCUAAAUGAGUUAAACUGGACCCAGGCUCUGGAGAGGGUCUUCAUUGAAAACCGUCGGGAGGACAGCUCUCUGCGGUGGCAGGUGUUUGGCAGUGCCACAGGAGUGACACGAUACUACCCAGCCACUCCAUGGAGGGCACCCAACAAGAUCGACCUGUAUGACGUCCGCAGAAGACCAUGGUAUAUCCAAGGUGCAUCGUCUCCAAAGGACAUGGUCAUCAUUGUGGAUGUGAGCGGAAGUGUCAGCGGACUCACUCUGAAGCUCAUGAAAACCUCUGUUGUGGAGAUGCUGGACACUCUGUCAGAUGAUGACUAUGUGAAUGUGGCCAGGUUCAACGAGAAGGCCGACGCUGUUGUUCCUUGCUUCAGGACUUUGGUCCAAGCCAACGUUCGUAACAAGAAGAUCUUCAAGGAGGCCGUCAUGCAUAUGCAAGCCAAAGGAACUACAGAUUACAAGUCCGGCUUCACAUUCGCCUUUGAACAGCUUCUCAAUGAAAGCAGCGCCCCGCGGGCCAACUGCAAUAAGAUGAUAAUGAUGUUUACAGAUGGCGGGGAGGAUCGUGCACAAGAAAUCUUUGAGAAGUACAACUGGCCCAACAAAACAGUUCGUGUGUUCACCUUCUCUGUUGGCCAACAUAAUUAUGAUGUCACACCUUUGCAGUGGAUAGCAUGUGCCAAUAAAGGUUACUACUUUGAAAUUCCAUCGAUUGGAGCCAUCAGAAUCAACACCCAGGAGUACCUGGAUGUCCUGGGCCGUCCCAUGGUGCUGGCUGGGCCUAGAGCAAAGCAGGUGCAGUGGACAAACGUCUACCAGGACGCACUGGGGUUGGGCCUUGUCAUCACUGGGACAAUGCCAGUCUUCAACCUCACUGCAGAUACUGUGAGCUCUCAGAACCAGCUCAUCCUGGGAGUUAUGGGAGUAGAUAUUGCAAUCAACGAAAUCAAAAGGAAGACCCCUACGUACAGACUUGGAGCCAAUGGUUACACUUUUGCCAUCGAUCCAAAUGGCUACGUACUGCUGCAUCCCAACCUGCGACCUAAGAUCAUUAACUUUAGGGAGCCCGUCACUCUGGACUUUCUGGACGCAGAGCUGGAGGACAGCAACAAGGAGGAGAUCCGCCGACAGAUGAUUGAUGGCAAAUCAGGGCAAAGGAAAAUCAAGACGCUCAUUAAGUCAGUUGAUGAGAGGUACAUCGAUGAGGCCAUGCGGACAUACACAUGGACGCCUGUGGAUGGUACAGAUUACAGUCUAGGGUUGGUACUGCCCACAUAUAGUGAGAACCACAUCAAGGCCAACCUGAGUGACCAGAUCCUUCAGGUGCAGUUGCCAUACACCAAGGAUUUUGAAUCACUGCUGCCAAACAGUUUUGAGUCUGAAGGACAUGUAUUCAUUGCUCCCAGGGAGUACUGCAAUGACCUGGAACUGUCUUACAACAACACUGAGUUCCUGCUCAAUUUUAUUGCUCUCAUGGAGAAGGUGACACCAGACUCUAAACAAUGUGACAAUUUGCUCCUUCAUAACCUGAUUCUGGACACUGGCAUCAUCAGGCAGCUGGUUGAGAAAGUGUGGAAAAAUAAAGACUUGAAUACAUAUGGCUUUCUAGCCGUGUUUGCUGCGACAGAUGGAGGUAUAACAAGAGUGUUUCCAAACAAGGCUGCAGAAACAUGGGAGGAAGACCCUGAGCCAUUUAAUGCCAGCUAUUACCGCCGCAGUCUCGACAACAAGGGCUACAUCUUCCGAGCGCCUUAUCGAACAGCCAGGGACGAAUUGCUGAACCCAGAAAAUGACACCAUAGGCAUCCUGGUCAGCACGGCUGUGGAGAUCACAAUAGGAGGAAAGACCAUCAAACCUGCAGUGGUUGGAGUGAAACUAGAUCUUGAAGCCUGGACGGAUAAGUUCAAGAUUCUUGCCAGCAACCACACAGACAAUCGUCAAGGCUCAAAUACGUGUGGACCAAACAGGGGCUGUGAAAUGGACUGUGAAGCCAACAGUGAUGAUCUCCUGUGUUAUUUAAUAGACGAUGGUGGAUUCCUGAUCAUGUCCAAUCAGAAGGAUGACUGGAACAAGGUGGGAAUGUUCUUCAGUGAUGUUGAUCCGUACUUGAUGUACGCUCUCUACAACAAUUCCUUCUACAACCGCAAGCAGUCAUUUGACUACCAGUCUGUGUGUGAACGGGUGCCCAACAGUGAAGCUGGAGCUGCGCCCAGAGGAGUGUUUGUGCCUACAAUUGCCGAUUUUGUAAACCUGGCAUGGUGGACAUCAGCAGCUGCAUGGUCCUUGUUCCAGCAGUUUAUCUAUGGACUGGCUUAUCAUAGUUGGUUCGUCACAGAUGAGGUGGAUGCAGAUGGAAUCGAUUCCAAAGAGCGGAGUUGUGUAAUGAUCCAGACCCAGUUCUACUUAAGUAAUCUCAGCAGCUCCUACAACAUACUGCAAGACUGUGGCAACUGCUCCAGGCUGAUUCAUGCCAAGAGGAUAAACAACACCAACUUACUGUUUGUGGUGGCAGAGAAGAUGCCAUGCAACACCUGCGAGAUAGAGAAGCUGUCCCAGGAGGAGGAGGAGUUCAAGGAGGAAAAUCCAUGUGAAGAAAUGGCUGUGGCACGUUAUCGAAAAGGACCGUCCACCUGCUUUGACAUGAACAUCGCCGAGAACACGUCGGACUGUGGGCGAGGUCACUCUUUCCGUCCGUCUCUCUACACUUUACUGCUCAUCCAGCUGCUUCUGCUUUAUCCGGCUGUCAGCCCCCACAUUCACUCCCUACUACAUUAAUUACAUUUUCCUCCACUUAUUCUCCUUUUAGCCCUCCCAAGCUUCUCCCCCGUCCUGAAACCCUCUGCCGCUGCCUCCCCACCUCUGUGCCCCCCUCCCCUCCCAAUAUAGUCAUAGGUUAUAAUGGGACUUCCUAUCACAGCAAGUCGGAAGCCCUGAGUGCCGCGCUACCCAGCUUGCUUCAGUUUGUGUCGCUUAGUGACAACUGCUGGACAUUUGUGUCCUCAGCCAAUUAACCUUCAUCUGCAGGAGGAGUAGGUGGUGCUGGACCACCUGGAUCAUCAGAGACAACGUCUGAAAAGAAAACAAAGGCCCCCACACUCCACCCCCCACGACCACCUCACCGCGUCCACCAUCCAGAGAUGGGAGGGGGGGGGGGGGGGGACACGUCAAUGUCCUCGACACGGAUCUCCCGCCUCACACAGACUGGAGAGUUGAGGGUAUCUUGUCCAGCUUCGCCUCUGUCUGUCGGACAGACGGUGGGACUUCUCCUCCUCCUUCUCUCCUCCAUCUCAGAGUCUCACCGCUCUGUCACUCGCCUCUCCUAACGGGCUGUGCACCGUCCAGCCACAAAUAGCCACCAUAAAAGAAAAACAACAAAAAUAAGAACUGUCAAGUAUACAAAAUGUCAAGUAUAAACUGCUGAAGUGAUGAGUAUUCCAAACAUACAGUAUAUUUAGGUCUCAAUUUGAAAAGGAAGUCGUUAGGUGUUCACCUAAAACGACGUGAAUUCAUGUAUGCACUAUAUCUACUUGCCAAAAUGAGAUAGACUUUCAUGUUGACUUAUUUUUUAUAGCCAAAACACAAGAAGAAGUGGCUCCUGAUUUAGAUUUAGGAUAAACCAUGAGAGGAGGUGUGGAGACGGCCGGAAACUGAAGGCUGAUUCAUUUUGUGCAGCUCCUAAUUACCGAUGAAUGCUUUUAAACGACGUCCACUGGAGAUUAUUGUAAUUACAUGAUGGUAAUGUUUUUCCUUAUAUUGACUAUUUAAGGCUAGUGCUAUCUGUCGUCCACUAGUGACAGCUGUGAAAUAUGAAUCAGCGUUGAGUUACUGCAGAUUUGUUCAGGAGCGCUGUUGAUGUUGUGUAGUAUUCUCCUUUACGAUCAAUCGACCACUCUGACCUCUGGUUUAGACUGAUGUUAAAAAAAAAAAAAAGAAGUCCCUGCACUCUCUGAUAGGAAAGCUCACCUCUGCCAAUCCUCAUGAGGCUUCUCCACUAACCUCGACGAACACUCCUAAUCACGAUUUGUACAUGUGCUCAACUCCUGUUCACACACUCAAACACACCAAGAUCUCUGCCUCAUGACUCUCUCAUAGUAAUUCCAGGUGAGUUUUUCUUCUUUUUGGGCUAAUCAUUUUUUUUUCUUCUUCUUCUUUCUGUUGGGGGCUUAUUUUACCUUUUGACUGAUGCUGUUCAAACUUCAAAACCAUUCGCUGCUGGGGGAUAGGGGCUUAUCAACAUUUCCAACAAAAGUGCAGAAGAGGCCACUAAAUAUGGUGAUCACGUACAGUAGUACUCUGGUUGUAAUCCGUCACAGUUCGUCAUUUGAUCAUUACGAUGUGUGAAAAGUCAUUUAGACUCCCAUGUUUAGGAGCCGCUCUGUUUCAUAGUGCCUUGACGCACUUUGUUUUGGAAUGCAUCGGCUGUAUUAAGAGUAGAGCUACUGUAUAGUACCUUUAUAAAGCAGCCAUCUUUGAGGCUUUGGAGCCAGUGAGACUGAAUCUGUUGGCUAUAGAUAUAGCUUUACACAGAGCCGUCACACCCACCGGCUCUAGCUUAAUGUAUUUGCCCUCUCGGCUGUGGUGUCUGUGCCCCUUCAGAGCCACCUGACUGCCAUCAUAUGGAGUUACUAUACUGUUCCUUUACAAAGCCAUGUAUAGAUCUAUGAUACACUAUCAGUAUACAGCGACUUAACUUUUAGGGCCACCUGACUGCUAUAGUUCUGCCUGAAUCGUAUGUGUUUGUGUAUGGAUGUAUGUGUUUUAGUUUGCGUUAAAAAAAAACCCUCAUAGGGAAUGUCUUUUAAACAGAGUGUGUGAGGGAUGACAGUUGUGGUAGCAUAGCUGUUUUUCCUGUUCCUGUGUUGCAAAGGACAAAAUCCAGUGUUGUUGUAGAGGGAAAAAAAAAAAAAGGGAUUUUACUGAAACAAAAAGAAUCCGUCUUUAACCAUCAGUCGGCUUCAAAAAUUAAUCUACGGGAGCAGAGGUGUCCGAAAGAAUGUGUAGUUCAUCAGUGUUUUCUUUUACAAAUGCAACAUAGUUAACAAAGCCUCUAUAAAUGCCUUAGUGUUACGCAGUACAGAGCUCUGAUACGUCCCCCUCCCCUUUCAUGUACACUCUUUCUCACGCACACACACACACACACACACACACACACACACAAAUAGAUCCUCCAAAAUAUUCACUCCCCUGGGUUUUCUUGGUGUUCUGCAGUAAGUAUAGUGAGCUCUAGUUUUGUAUUUUUACGUCUUGGAAUGAUUCAAUAUCGAUUGAUGCCUGUUCGAUUAAAUGCUUGAAGCGGGUGGGAGUUUUUAAACUUUCAAAAGCCUCCGACCUUCGAUGUUCACAACCCACCCAACCCUCACUGUAUCGCUCAGGUGGGAAGAUUCACACAAUGAUUUGAACCUUAACUUAACACACUCUGUACAGUUGUUGGUACUCUUUGAUGUGACAAACAUGCUGGCACAGUAACUGCAGCGCGGCUCAGAAGAAAUCAGACUCAGUAAAAUAAAAGACAAAAGAAUUGAAAUUUAAGAUUUGUAUUUGCAAUUUGCUCCUUAUCAGAGUUGGGUAGGGGCCGGAUCAUCUGAUGGCGGGUGCAGUUGUACUUUUCUGGCAUUCGUUUGUCUGUCCUGUGCCAUUAAUUCUGUCUGUAUUUCCCUAUUUCCACUGUCUGUAAAUGAACGCUACACGUGCCUGUGGAAAUGUACGCCCUGCAACUUCCUCUCUUUUCCCGGCUCUGUAUGCUUACAGUCUCACACAUAUACGUAAAUAUGUAGGCCUACAGUUUGUGCACCUGCACCAAAACAUUAUGCACAAUGCGCACACACAUAUUUAAGCAAACACGUAAUGACACUUCUUCAUGCCCAGCUGGGAGAUGUCAAGCACCAGGCAGAAGUAAACUGAAGACGUCACGCUAGGUGUUUUUUUUUUUUUUUUUUUUUGUGAGAGGGCGGGAUGUCAGAGGCAAGCUCAGGGAGUGGGUCUCCACAGAGCAGCACGGGCCUGUCAAUCAGAAGGUCAUGGAGGAAUCAUGUAGUGACGUCUGUGUGUGCAUCCCCACGGAAAAUGUCUUCUAAAGGGGCACACGUAUGAUUUCUGUGGUUUGACAAAUUUACUUUUGCCAAAAAAACAAAGAAAAAAAAAAAAGAAAAAACAGAAAAUUGGACCAGCUUGGGGAUGAGAGGGAGGGGUCAGCUUUAGGACACGCCCCUAGAAAACAAGUAAGGGAGGGUUUUCAUGAAGCCCCCUCCCGACCCUCGCUGCAUCUGUGUUGGUGCGUCUCUGUGGGAAAGACACGUGUGUAUGUGAUUCUGUAGUCUGUAGUCUGGUGCUAUGUGACCAUGUUUGACAAGUGUGUGAAAAAAAUAACAUUUAGAGAAAAAAAAAAAAAGUAAAAUCAGUCGAAUUCAAAAAAAAUAUAGGAAUACAGCACUGUUGAUAAGUUUGAGAUCUGAAGUCAAAAUGUUUUUUUUUUGUUUUGUUUUUUUUCAUUAGUUUUUGUUUCUUUUAUUUCUUGUACGUAUGUGAGUGUGAAUGUUUGUGUGUGUGUGGAAGAUUUCGCUCCUUCUUUUCUGGGCACUGGUCCAUGUCGCUCCAUUCUUUUGUACAGAUGAAGCUAAAAAAAAGAAAAAAAAAAGAAGAGGGCAAAAUUUGUAAAAUAUUGUGUCUGUGACUCCUUGUAAAAUAUUUUCAAAUUGUUUAUUACAGAGAAUCAGUUAUUAAAUAAUGUUCAUAUUUUUCACUUCA